This is a messenger RNA of Suillus paluster, 639 nucleotides long. RefSeq lists its product as uncharacterized. The transcript has 2 exons. The record is from RefSeq and is a predicted model, not a curated record. The coding region runs from base 1 to 639 and encodes 212 amino acids. Lineage: Eukaryota; Fungi; Basidiomycota; Agaricomycetes; Boletales; Suillaceae.
AUGCAAUCAAAUUCAACCUUCUCGAGCCCCUCGGUACCCCAUCCCAGUCCAUUAGCACUCUACCAUGCCCUCUGGCAGCAGCAGGACCAUUCUGUCGUGAAACAAGGAUUGAAGUGCAAAGUUUUUGACAUGGAGGGCCGUCUCCGCCACCUUACCUACGACGCCAUUGAUCUAUCUAGACAUCUUGGUAUCAAGUUGCCAAGCGGUGCAACCUGCAUGUUCAUCCGCCCAAUGUACAAGUCCCUCUUUCAUAAGAUUACCAGGACCGAGAAAAUUUUCGUCGUUCAUGGGCAAGCUGGUAUAGUUAAGUCAACAUCCUUCCGGACACGCCCUCAAUACAGCCAAUUGCCUUUAGGGAAAACGCAUUUCCUAGCUUACAUCCUAGUCAGGUGGUUUCUCGCUCGCCAGCCAGUGAUUUACCAGAUCGAUGAACUAGAGUCAUGCGUCCUGUGCUUCAUUGCCGACGGCUUCUUCACUCUUCCAUUGGAGAACAGCGAGAAUCACCCCCUGUUCCAACGCGAAGAUGUGUUGCACCUCGUCGAGAGCGCGCAUGGAGACUCCAUCACGCACCCGAACACCGACCACGCUCGGGCGCUGAUACGGGGCGCGUGCGACAAGGCCAUCUUCACCAAGUUCUAG